AAAAGAUGUCGGGUGGAUGGACCACUGGCCUGCUUGACUGCUUCAGUGAUUGCAGUAUCUGCUGCUUGGGAUUUUGGUGUCCUUGCGUUGUUGCUGGGCGUGUUGCAGAGAUUGUCUCCAAAGGACAUACCAGUUGUUUUCAGCAGGGAUGUUUGUAUGCACUAAUCAAUUCCUAUACUCACUUAGCAUUCGGCAUUCCUUGUGGUUUCUGCAUUACUUGCGGCUUUCGAACCAAACUGAGGGAGCAGUACAAGUUGGAGGAAAAACCUUGCAACGAUUGCUGUGUUCAUUUCUUCUGCCACUCCUGUGCCUUGUGCCAAGAAUACCGUGAGCUCGAGAACCGUGGUUUCAAUGUUGCCAUUGGCUGGGAACGAAAUGCGUCACAGAAUCCUGGAGUGGUGACAGCACCAGCCAUGCAGGGUGGCAUGUAUCGUCAGACUGAUCACAAAUAGUAAUAGUGUUGGCUUGAUGCUUCAUACCAUCUGGAAUAAAAGAAUUUGUUUUCAAUUUUUGUUUGCCAUCUCUUGAAUAAACUUAUUUUUCUUUGGAGAGUCAUCUUAGUCUGUUGAGUGUGGGUGUGAAUAAUU
Messenger RNA from Pyrus x bretschneideri (Chinese white pear), 587 nucleotides. Its product is annotated as cell number regulator 10-like. The record is from RefSeq and is a predicted model, not a curated record. Lineage: Eukaryota; Viridiplantae; Streptophyta; Magnoliopsida; Rosales; Rosaceae. The transcript is spliced from 4 exons. The coding region runs from base 6 to 452 and encodes 148 amino acids.